This is a messenger RNA of Xenopus laevis (African clawed frog), 1474 nucleotides long. RefSeq names its product 5'(3')-deoxyribonucleotidase, mitochondrial-like (gene nt5m.L). The record is from RefSeq and is a predicted model, not a curated record. The transcript is spliced from 7 exons. Gene Ontology annotation, cellular component: mitochondrion. Lineage: Eukaryota; Metazoa; Chordata; Amphibia; Anura; Pipidae. Gene Ontology annotation, molecular function: nucleotidase activity; 5'-nucleotidase activity. Gene Ontology annotation, biological process: deoxyribonucleotide catabolic process; pyrimidine deoxyribonucleotide catabolic process. The coding region runs from base 557 to 1294 and encodes 245 amino acids.
AAGUCUUGGAGCGGGCGAGAUCUCGCGAGAACUUCGGGGGGAACAGCUGGAAUGUGUGGGCGCGACUUGUGCAGUGACGUCGAAGACGUACGCGUAGAUCUUAAAGAAGAGACGACUGACUGGCAGAUUUGUGGCAGUGAACGAGUUAACCUUCCAACCCCCUCUCUUCCUGUCUCCAGAGAGGCUUCAGCCUAGAAACAGAAGCACAUUCCUGGCUGGCUGCGUGUCUCUUUAAGAAGAGGUGGCAGCUUGUCUGCUGGAGGAACUGCUUGCAACUGGCAGUGUAAGAGCCGGAGGGCGGUUUAUCGGACACUGCAUUGCAGAAUCCAGUCUGUGAGUACAGUGCCAUGGACAGCACUUUCCUGCCUUAUGGUUCAUAGACACUGGUGCUGAAUGAGUCCGACUGAAUUCCAGAUGAAUGGCACUCCAGCAAAGUGCCUAGUGACCUUGUUUCGAGCCGUACAACCACAUGUAUGACGUGAGACAAUCACCUGUGUACCCUUGCUGACUAUGCACCUACCUCUGAUUGGGACCCUGCUAGUGACUUUGUCACACAAUGAAGCAUUGCUGUAUUAGGGGCUGUGUGUGCGGUAUGACUAGCUCUCCUGCUAUGGCCUUCUUGCCCAGCUUGUUGCGUAGGGGCAAUAUGCUAUCUCCUAGACUUCAGAACUCUAGGUGCCACUCGUCCACUUCAAAUACCCAGCGUCUAAGGGUCCUGGUGGACAUGGACGGGGUGCUGGCGGACUUUGAGGGGGGCUUUUUGAAGAAGUACAGAACUCGCUACCCCAACGAACCUUUCAUUGGGCUAGAGGACCGCCGAGGAUUUUGGGUCUCUGAGCAGUAUGGAAACCUAAAGCCUGGGUUAUGCGAAAAAGCCAUUAGUAUUUGGGAAUCAAAGAAUUUCUUUUUAGAGCUGGAACCUCUUCCUGGCGCGGUGGAGGCAAUGAAAGAAAUGGCCAACUUGGAAAACACUGAUGUCUUUAUAUGUACCAGUCCCAUCAAACGUUACCAGCACUGUCCUUAUGAAAAGUACGCGUGGGUGGAGAAGCACCUCGGGCACCAGUUCAUGGAGCAGAUCGUUCUGACCAGAGACAAAACUGUGGUGUCUGCAGACCUCCUAAUUGAUGACCGGCCUGAUAUUAUUGGUGCUGAGCCGAAUCCCACCUGGGAGCAUAUUCUCUUCACUGCCUGUCACAACAAACACCUCCAGCUCGCUCCCCCCAAUAGAAGGCUUCCAACUUGGAACCAUGACUGGAAGAGCAUCCUGGACAGUAAAAGAGAGCAGUCCCCAUGAAACAUGACUGUAAGAACUGUAGGUUGGCCCAAUCAGAACACUCCAUUCUGCACAGCCCACACACACCAUUGUCUUGUUUUUCAGGGAAACAAUCCACCCACUGUUGUCUUGUAUGAACAGGUGCUUUAUGCAUGGAGUUUCCCAGUUUGGACCUAAACAUAAAUAGUGCCAGCUAGGUUC